CACGAAUAUCCUCCAUCUUGCUUGCCCUGUGAAUAGAGAAACGAAGAAAAUGGAACAGCGAUGGCCGCUGGGUGUGAAUGAACUAGGGAACAGAGGAAUAGUGGAAUGGACCAAGAAGUGUUGACGAGCAGGUGGACAAUCGAACAUGGACGAGUAAACGAAGGAGCAUUUCCACAUACCAGACGAUGGAGCAGGAUUCGGUAACAGCCCGUAGCUGGGGCAGCUAUAACGUGUUUUAUUUAAAAUUAAGAGAUAGAAUUGGAUAGAAGAAAUGCGAGUGCAAGAAAAAGCCUCUACAUCAUGUGCCAAAAUGACCGAAGAAAGGAGCUUGAAUGGAGAUGUACCCAGUGGUAGCAAGAGGGGCUUUGGACAUGGCAACGCCGAUGGGGCCCAAAGCCCGAACUUGACAGCCACUGCAGAUCCUGAUAGAUCCUGUUCAAUUGCUGGUGGCAGACUGAAGUUUUUUAAAGAUGGCAAGUUUAUCCUUGAACUGUCCCAUCGCAAAGAAGGUGAUCGCACUUCGUGGGUUCCUGUUCCGAAGAAGACGUACUGGCCUCCACCUGCCGCUGCAGGAACUCCACGACAGGAGAGUUCCACCUCACUCAGUGUAUCAGAUGAUAAUUCAUCAGUUCAGUCAUCUCCUUGGCAGCGGGAUCACUGUUGGAAACAAAGUAAUCCACGCCGUAACAUUGGCAAGGAGAUGACGUUUGUCAUGCAACCGCUGCGUCACAUGUUAUAUAUCCGGAACAUGCACUACUUCUCAGAUACUAUUCGACGGAAAAGAAGGAGCCCUUAUGAUCCCACUGAAGUUACUGUGUUAGAUGUGAACAAUACAAACAAUGGGAAAUUAGUGAGGGUGAGAAAAGUAGGAUCAGAUCCUGCCAAAUUGACUGUUAUAGUACAAACACUGUGGGAGAGAGUGCAGGGAUUGAGCAGUAGUGAAACAGUGGCAUGCAGCAGCAGUGGGGUGAGUACAUCUAUGCCAAUGCAGAACCUUGCAAGGACAAUGACUGUGGCUGCCAGUCGCAUGGAUCCAAGCAUAAUAUCUCCGCGUAAAAGAAUCCUUCGCGAGAUGGAACGAGUCACCCUCUAUGACUUGGCCAGUUCAAAACGUCAGCGAGCUCGUACCACUAGUGCCUUGCCCCACAAUAAUAACAACGGUAAUAGCAGCAUCUGCACCGUCACGUGCCAAACUCUACAGCCAGGCAGUGUCCUGCCUUCCCUGCACCAGUCAGCAAAAGGUAGUGUGAGCAGUUACAGUAUCACGUCUCUGCUGGGUACAAAUAGAGAUGAUACCACUUCUCCCGAGCCAAGCCCCAGGCCAAAGGGAACCAAUAAGACUGGAGGAAGUAGAAAAGCUUCGCCCACUCUCCAUCGGCAUAUUAGGUCUCCAUCUCAUCGCGGGUCCCCCAACCUUUCUCCGUCACCAGAGUCACUUCGCUCAGGGCUACGAACUCCUGUCGUUCCGUCCGUUGGAAACCCGUCUCACGCUUCCCAUCUGUCACCCUUUCUGGCGCCACCAUUGCUGUAUGCUUCUCCACUUACAUCUCCCUACCUACCUCACCACCCCACUCCAGCCCUUGGUCAUCAUCCCUACUACUCUGGCUUGACCCCUGUUCCCGCACAGUAUCGGAGCUCACCAUCACCCAUCUCUUCAUACUGGGUCAAUUACCCGGUCUCUAGUCUUCCACGGGGAUCAGUGUUUGCUGGGCCGGUGCCCCCUUGCCAUGGCUCUCCACUCAGUCCCUGCCCAUGGGGGUCUAUGACCCAUCAUUCCCUGGAUGACUUCAAGAAAGAUGAUGGUGUUUCAGAUGUUCCACUCAACUUGUCAAAACAUGCUGGGUGA
Molecule: messenger RNA, 1846 nt
Organism: Zootermopsis nevadensis
Lineage: Eukaryota; Metazoa; Arthropoda; Insecta; Blattodea; Termopsidae
Source: RefSeq, a predicted model, not a curated record